Schistosoma bovis is the source of this 2410-nucleotide messenger RNA. NCBI's taxonomy places the organism in Eukaryota, Metazoa, Platyhelminthes, Trematoda, Strigeidida, Schistosomatidae. The record is from the annotation of a GenBank genome assembly.
CUUAGUAUGAUUACUACAAUUAUUUAUUAUGAAAGAUUAGAACAAUGAACGUUUUGCGGAUUUUCAUUUGUUUUUCAUUGAAUCAAACUUAAUCCUCAAUACAUAUAGAAUGAAUGAACAACUGGACAUAUACGAGCAAAUAACACGUAAAAUUUGUUUUCAUUGUUACCAAUCUGAUUUCUUUCGACUUUCGUAAAAGUGCCUUUUCAUUUUCACUGAUAACUUAUGUAAUAUGGUAACGCGAACCUACUUACAAAUCAAUAAUGAUGGUUAUAUCUACCAGCAACCUGUAUCAUACUUCACACCGAAUACACAAAAUUUCCAACGACAAUGGAAAAGUCAUCAGAAUUUACAUGAAUCACGCUUGCUUAAUCGUCAUGUAUCUGAUCAGUACGUUACUAUACCGACAACACGUUUCAAUAAUGAUUCAUAUAAAAAAGUAAAUGGAUGUUAUAACAUCACUUUCAGUAUCAAUAAUACUAAUAAUAAUAAUGAUACUAGUAAUCACUGUAAUAGCAAUUAUAGUAUUAAUAGUGUAAACAACAAUUGUGUGCAACAAAAUGUUUACAAGCCUCUAUCAAAUUUAUCUGACAACAUCAAUAAUCAUCGUCUAGUAUCAAAAGAAAAUUCCUCUACCAUGAGGUUCGGUGAAAAAUUACGUUCUACAUCCCUACCACCAUUAUUACAUACUACAAAUUAUUUUACUCCACAAAAAUCAAUAAUUGCCAAUACUGGCCACACUUCACCAUCAUUGGUCAAUCAGAUGUGUCAUAAAUUCUCUUCUACCUCCGCAUGUCAACACAGUGGUGCAGAUUGGGAAGAUUGCCGUAUUAGUAUAGACUGUUUUGGUAUUAAAGGAAAACAUUGUAAAUCAAUAAGACACCUACACAAGAAUUACAGUUAUAAAUUAGCACCACAAACGCAUUUAUCAUCAACACGUAUUGGUAACACACAGAAUGGACUGAAUGAUAAAUAUUUACUCCCUUUACCAAUAAGGACACCUUCUAUUCAUUUAGAAAAUAUAAAGUUAAAUAAAACAUCCCAAUCAAUAAGAUCGCAUAGUUUAUGCGCUAGAUCUGUCCGUCUAUCAAUUAUACCGUUAAAUCCAAUCUACAAAAGAUCACCAUCGUUAUUAAGAAGAAAACAGUGUUUAACAAAUCACAUUAAUCAGUCGAUAAGAACUAGAACUACACCUUGGAUUAAUUCAUUUGAUUUACACAAUUAUCAUACAGUUCUUCGUAAUUGUUGGCGCAAAAAUUUAAUUCAAAGAAUGGCUUUCAAAAUUGAUGAUUUUACAAUCCAAGAAGAUCAAGUAAAAGUUGCCAAAGAUGUUUUCAAACGUUUUGACAAAAGAGGACAAGAAAAAAUUAGCACCACUGAUUUAGGUCCGGCUUUUCGUGCACUUAAUCUUACUGUUAAACCAGACACUUUGAAAGAGUGGGCUGAUCAGGUCGAUGACGAUGCUACCGGAUUCAUUGAUUUUAAUGGAUUUCUAAUUUGUUAUGGAAAGAAACUUCAAGAAGAUCAAGAUGAAAGAGAUUUAAGAGAUGCAUUCCGAGUUCUGGACAAAAAUAAACGUGGAGAAAUUGAUGUCGAAGAUUUAAGAUGGAUAUUAAAAGGUCUAGGUGAUGAUCUUACUGAAGAAGAAAUAGACGACAUGAUUCGAGAUACUGAUACCGAUGGAUCAGGAUUUGUCGACUUUGAUGAAUUCUAUAAAUUGAUGACAUCUGAAUAGAAGUUACAAUUUCACUUCAAUGAACUAUAAGUGAAAAUUUACUCAAAAUUGCAUUUCAUUUAACCUUUUCUCUUGUAACAUAUUACUACUAUUGUUAUUAUUAUUAUUAUUACUAUUGUUACUGAAUCAUAAUGCUUCUUUAUCAGUUAGUAACUUGUCUUAUUGCACAAUCUUAGUUUCAUCAAUGAUGCAUCGAUCGAUUCAUGUGACUGUUUUUCUCUUUCUUUUUUGUUUACAUACACCAAUUACAGCUUAACCUGCAAAAUUUUACUGUAGUUAUGUUUGAAUUUUAUAAUGAUUUGCUGUAUCAGUUUUCUCCCUUAUAUAUAUAUUUAGUAAUGUGUAAUUGUAUUAUGAUGCAUCAAUCAGUCUAGAUUAUCUUCUGUAUGUUCCUUGAAUUGUCACUAAUUGUAAAACCCUACUUUCUUUGUAAGCUUUAACCCCAACAUUAUUGAAUUGUUUCUUAUAAAAGGGAUUAAUUGAAUAGUGAAUUGUGCUGUAAUAACUAUCAGUUCUUUCUGGGUUUUCCUAAAAGUAAAAACAAGAAAAUAAAGAUGAAUCUUACAUUUUUAUUAAUACAAUCUCAAAAUUUGAAAGGAUUCCUUUACAUGAAAUUGAUUUCAAUACAGAACUGUUUCUAGCUGGGUUUCUAAUGAGUAAACACAUAAUGUCGAU